AUGUUGAGGAAGAUGGCCAGUCGCCCACGUCAUAUGUACCUGAACAUUGUCUGGUCCUCCGACGGUCUCUCACUCGGCGUUCUCGAAAACUUUACCGAAUGUCUGCAAACCUUCGAGCUAUUGGACGGAUUCUUGGAUUUGCCAGGAGAGUCGGAGCCCAGUAGAACCUGGCCUCACGUGCAGAGCUUGCACCUGGCCGAUUCUAUCACAUCGAUAGCAAUGUCCCAUAUUUCACUCGCAUUCCCCAACACUAGGAGCUUCAAAUGUUCAGCCACUUGCUCAUUUGCCCCUCAAUCUCCUUCACACUGGGCCUAUCUGGAUGAGGCUGAAGCUCCCACCUGUGCUCCUCUCAUAUUCCCAAUUCGCAGGCUGGUGUUGCUUGACUCGGGUGAGGAAGCAAUGUUGGCCAUCGUUCGGCACACGUCGCCCGUUGUCCUUAUUUGCAGUGCCUUCCCGGAAUUCUUUGCGGACGUCCCACCGGUUGCGCCCGACUUGAAGUACCUUACGAUUGACUCCCCUGGAAUGAACGGAGAAGUAUCCGACAUCAAGUCAAUGUCGGUCUUGAUCGCUCGCUCACUCUGCACCUUACCUCUUGUAGCACUUUCCUUCCGUUAUAAGCAAAGGCGGUUCUCCACACCCAUCCCCAUGCCGACUUUAAAGGACAUUGCGCAAGAGGUCGCCGCAGAACUCCCAACACUGAAUUAUAUACACUUCGAUGUACGAAUCUCGAGGUCGAAGAAAAAGCGUAUCCAGCAGUGGUACUAUGUGACGCUUCGCCAGGAUGGUCUCGCGCAUAUGCGCUCACUGAAUGAACAAGAGUCGGGGAUUCUGAAGCAGCGGCUGGACAAGCUGGACCGAACCUAA
Molecule: messenger RNA, 864 nt
Organism: Sparassis crispa
Lineage: Eukaryota; Fungi; Basidiomycota; Agaricomycetes; Polyporales; Sparassidaceae
Exons: 2
Coding region: 1-864 (287 amino acids)
Source: RefSeq, a predicted model, not a curated record